AUGCGGACGGAACCGGGACGCGGCGCGGCGCCGGCGCCGCGAAGACCGAGCAUGUUUGACUACGCGAGGGGACGAGACGACGAUCGCGCGCGCGCGGCGACGGCGACGGGAGGACCGCCGCCGGGGAUGACGCCCGCGGUGCCGACGAUGGGACGGAUGAACGCGGCGCCGCGACCGGGGUUCGACGCGGCGCCGCCGCCGGGAAUGGGGGCGGCGCGACCGAGUUUGCUGGCGAGCGUGCGGGAAAGGCCGAGCCUGUUGAGUCAGCAGCGACCGCCGGCGGUGCGCGUGGAGGCGGCGAGGAGCGGGACGGGGGCGUCGAGCGGAAUGGAGAGCGGGGAGAUCGGGAUCGGGAGCGCGCGGGCGACGCCGACGCCGACGCCGACGAGCGAUGCGACGCCGAAGAAGCGGAAAAUCGGGGGUUGGGGACAGGCGUUGGCGAGGGCGAAGACGCCGACCACGGCGGGAGGGACGGACGCGCCGAGUUCGCUGCGAGGAGAGGAGGUCGCGGACGAGGGUGAAGUGCGAGGGGCGCCGGGCUUGGGUCGAGGGGAGGAGUCCAUGGGAUCGUUUGGAGAUUUGCGCGCCAAAGCGGGGUCGCCGGCGUCCGCGACGGCGACGCCGCAAUUCAAAGACGCUUCGACGCCGACGAGCGAUCGCGGUGGAUGGGGGGCGGCGACCGCGCGCGCGCAGACGACACCGGCGACGGCGGAAAUGAAGGCGACGCCGAAGGCUGCCUCCGUUGAUCCGGAGACGGUGAAGAAGGCCAAGGCGGCGGAGCAACGCUUAAAGGUGACCAAGGAAGCGCUUCUGGGGCAGAUGGAACGCGUCGACGGCGAAGUCGCGAGCUUGGAAAAAGAAUUGCAAGCUUUGAAGAACUCGUCCGAGGAAGAGAAGCUCGGCGCGGCGGCUGGGUCAAAGGAUGAGAUUUCUAGACACAAGAAGGAGACGGAGGCGCUUCGUCAGCGUCUGAGCAACGCCGAGCGUUCGGCGCAGCGAGCACAGGAUUUUGCGGCGCAGAAGAUGCGCGAGGCGUCGGUGCUCGCGCGCGACGCGAGUAUGAAACGGGCACAACAGCGAGGUUCGGAUGACGUAAAGCGUUUGAACAAAGACGCCGCGGUGUUCGCCGCGAGCGCGAUUCAAAAAAUGCUCGAACGUCAGGAGGCGCGACGCGAUCGCAUCGAGCGCGAUAUGGAGCACAACAAGGAACUCGCGGCGAAAUCCAUCGUUCGCGUGAAGAACGAAUACGGGCUACCGUUGCCGGAAGACAUCGCUCGAGUCGAUUUCGACGCCGUCGUCGCUCACGUGGUCGAGGGCGCAAAGACUCCGUACAUGCAGGAAGUCGCUCGCAAGGUGACAGAGGUUUUGCAAAAGCGCAAGGACGCCGUCGCCGAUAAGAAUUACACCAACGCACUGGCUUACCUCAAGCAGCGCGAGAUCUGGCGAGUAAAGAUAAUUCAAGAGGCGAACGACAGGCUCGCCAAGGAGUUUGUCGGCGGCAAGAAAACUUUCACUCCGGGCUCGAGAGCGAGCGGCAGAAAUCGUUCGACGAACGAUCUCAGCGGUGUCGCGCGCUCGGAGUACGAAGAGAUGCAAAUGAUCAAGGCAUUGCAGCGCACGGAAGAGUUGCGUCACAUGACGACGAUUCCGAACAUGAUUCUCGACCCCGAGGAACGACGCUGCGCCAUAUUCGACAGCAGAAACGGCCUCGUCGAAGACCCGGUGGCGGAGCGAGAUCGCAUCAACCUCAUCCGGCCUUGGACCAAGGCAGAGAAGGCAAUCUUUCACGAAAGGUUUGCGUCUUACGGCAAGAAUUUCCGUCGCAUCGCCGAGCACUUGGAGGGACGCGACACGGGCGACUGCGUCAUGUACUACUACAAAUUCCAAAAGACGGACGAUGGUUUCCGCGGUCGUCGUCGUGCCGCGAUGAAGAAACGCCGCGCGUUCGCCGAUGCGCAGCGCAUGCGAGCGAUUGAUCCGGCCACCAUCGAGGCUCAGCGCGAAGAGCGCGCGGCGCCCACCGCCGAGGCGCGUCUGGAACGCGCCGCGCUCGCCGCCGCCGCCAAAGCCGCCAAGGCCAAAGCGCGCGCCGAGAAGGCCAAAAUCAAAGCCGCCAAGGAAGCUGAAGAGGCGAAACAAAACGCAUCCAAGACACCAAGCAAAGGUCCGGAGUGGACCGACAUGGAGAAGACUAAAUUCGUCUCCGGUCUGCUCCAAUACGGCAAGGAUUUUGUCGCCAUUAGCUCCACCAUUCGCACUCGCUCCCUCGACGCCGUCAAGCAGUUUUACGAGGACAACCGUGAGCUCAUGGACUUUGACUCCCUCGUGGGCGAAACAUCUGUCGCCACCGUCGUCACGGACAUUCCGUCGAGCGCGCCGACUUCCUCGUUGCUUCACGGCGGCGACGCGCGCGCGAACUCGAAGUCGUUCGUCAACACCGUCCUCGACUUCAACCUUCGUCGCGCGCUCGUCGCGUCUUGCGUCGGUUUGAGCGCGCUCGCCGGAUGUGCGAUGCACGCACGAGCGUCGUCAUCCUCUACGGCGGCGCUCGGGGACGCGAAAGGGGUGGAUUUACUCAUCGGUCAAACGAAGUUUCCUCGCACGGUCAAGCUGCUGCCGCGAGACGCGCCAGAGCGCGCUUUUGAAACGACGAAAUCAAACUGGAAUUUGUAUCACGUCGACGGCGACAAGGACGUUGAACGCGGAGUGAUGCACGAUUUCGCAGAUUGGCCCACGGAUGAGCUUCGUGAGGCGUCGAUCAACCUCAAGGUGAAGGAUUCGGCGGCGUACGAGGCGUUUGACGCCAUUCACAGCGAGUUUGAGCGGUUGAACGCGGAUAGAAUCAACGCUAGGGCAGAUGUCGGACCGGCGUUUAGCGCGCUGUUGGCGUGGGAAAAAGCGAAAGAGGAAGGAUUGUCCUCGCUCAUCAUCGCGACGCCGGAUGCAUACAUUAACUCUCACUGCGGACCUCCGCUCGAGUUUGAUUCCUUCAUCCUGAGCUUUUUGCUCCGCGGGCCGAAGAAGUGGGACGUUUUGUUCCUCGAUCGCGGCGAACGUGGGGUGAACGAAGAUAAUUUGCGUCAUCCCGAGGCAUUGUUUAGUAACAAGGCGUGGGAAAAGCCUUACGUGCUCUACAAGAACACAGCGACGAUCGUCGGCGAGGCGUUGCCGUCGAACUUUUACAUGGUGUCCAAAUCAUUUAUGGACGGCAUCUCCGCGCACUUGAAGGCUACACCGCUCACAAACGUCGAUUGGUGGAUCAAUCGUUUGUGUGAAAACGGAGAUUUAGAGUGCUUCUCGUACAACGCUGAGAAUUGGUACGAUGGGUUGACGUCGGAGCGCAAGGCAAAGAUGGGCGAGCCGCACGCUCGUGCGCCCAUCGUGGACACGACGCCGAAGGUCGACGCGACUCCAGCCGUCGUAGAGAGUGCUGAAAACGUCACCGCCAGCGUCGCCGACGCGAGCGCAGAGUCGGUAAAGGAGAGCCAACUCGGUGUCGCGCAACGACCGGAAUCUGUGGUCCGAUCGACGCGCGUCGUCGCCGCGUCUGAAGCUGGCAAGUUCAUCUAG
This is a messenger RNA of Ostreococcus lucimarinus CCE9901, 3570 nucleotides long. RefSeq lists its product with no specific name. The transcript is spliced from 2 exons. Lineage: Eukaryota; Viridiplantae; Chlorophyta; Mamiellophyceae; Mamiellales; Bathycoccaceae. Bases 1 to 3570 code for a protein of 1189 amino acids. The record is from RefSeq and is a predicted model, not a curated record.